Messenger RNA from Rhincodon typus (whale shark), 5772 nucleotides. RefSeq names its product E3 ubiquitin-protein ligase MARCHF5-like. Lineage: Eukaryota; Metazoa; Chordata; Chondrichthyes; Orectolobiformes; Rhincodontidae. The transcript has 6 exons. Gene Ontology annotation, molecular function: zinc ion binding. Bases 168 to 1061 code for a protein of 297 amino acids. The record is from RefSeq and is a predicted model, not a curated record.
CCCGAUUGGACAGCCGGCCUCCCCUCUCCGGCGGGGCGUGGUAUUGACCAAUCGGAGUGCCAGCUGCCGCGGCUGCGUGGAAAGUGGGUGCGAAAGGCGAGCUAAGGCCCAAAGCCUGGGGCUGGAUUUGUGCUGUGAUCCCGAGGGGGGGGGAUCGGCGGCCCAGGAUGGCUUCGGCGGCAGCAGCAGCAGCAGAAGGUUUCACUGGACUGGAGCGGAACUGCUGGGUAUGCUUUGCCACUGACCUUGAUGAUCGGUCUGCAGAAUGGGUAAGCCCAUGUCGGUGUAAAGGAUCCACAAAAUGGAUACACCAGGCAUGCCUACAACGAUGGCUGGAUGAGAAGCAGAAGGGGAACAGCACGGGUCGAGUGGCAUGUCCACAGUGCAACACUGAAUAUUUGAUUGUCUUCCCAAAGUUAGGUCCAGUUGUUUACUCCUUGCAUCAAGUUGACCGCAUUCUGUCCAAAGCCAGCCCUUUUGCAGCAGCCAGCAUUGUGGUGGGGACCGUGUAUUGGUCAGCAGUGACGUAUGGAGCAGUGACUGUAAUGCAGGUUGUCGGACACAAGAAAGGUUUGGACCUAAUGGAGCGGGCAGAUCCACUGUUCCUGCUGAUGGGCCUGCCCACCAUUCCUGUGAUGCUUAUUCUGGCCAAGAUGAUCCGGUGGGAGGACUUUGUGCUUCGCAUGUGGCGAAAAUACUCCAGCAAGCUGCAGGUUCUCAGUAACAUUUUCCCAGGUUUAGGAUGCCCCAUUCCUCGUGUACCAGCUGAGACGAGCUAUCAGAGUGACCACAUGUCCGUCUCCCGCAUCUUGUGUGGUGCCCUUGUGUUCCCCACAAUCUCCAGCAUGGUCGGCAAGCUCCUAUUCAGUGGUGUGCACUCCAAUCUCCAGCGAACUAUCUUGGGCGGGAUUGCCUUCAUUGCCAUCAAAGGGGCCUUAAAGGUUUACUUCAGACAACAGCAAUAUCUGAUCCAAGCAAACCGCCGGAUUCUCAACUACCCUGAGCAAGAAGAUGACCAGGAAGAACUCCAGGCAGGCUACGAGGACUCUGGAAGUGACUAAAGUGGUGAUUUGCUGAAAUUUGAGCAGGUGUGAGCUAAGAUAGACUGUUUUCACUUCAGCCCCUAAUGGAAUUGGCACUCUGGGACGUCACCAUGCUUCCGGAUAGCUGACCUCGAAUACAGCCCCAAUUGUUCUGGUCCCACUGGUUUCUUUUUAGACAUGGACUGAAUAUCUCUGCUCGUUUUUUAAUUGGCAUUACAUUGUUUAAUCUCUCUUACUACGUUUUUUUUCCAUAUUUCAAACUCCUCAGCACUUUCCUGCGAGUGGCCAGGGUCUCGAGCAGUGCCUUGCUUGAGACUUGCUGUGGACGUGUGACACCAUGACUUGGCAGGGCGUGAUUUCUCUGAUUGUAGGGUGCAGAGUUCUAAUUGUGCCCCCUUGGUGUCUGUCUGAAAGCUGGGAGAACCUGUAGGUUGAACAGCAUUCUCAUGGCAUUUGCUCGAGAGGAGAAAGCACUCAAUCUCAGGUUGGUAUGAAACGCCUGGCUGUGUAGAUUAUAAGAGAGAUGGACAUACAGUAUCAGAAACAUGGGUGGGAUCUGAAGUGAUCUCUGUGGACCUUCUAAGCAAAUUAGAUUCUUGGCAACUUUUAGUGCAGACUAAAAAUUCUUUUGCCAGGUCCUGUGAUAUUUCAGGCCACAAGGAAGAAGGAAAUGUAGUAACAAGUUAAGCUUGGCAUUCAGUGGAGUUUCACAAGCUUCUGCCCCACAGAGGGAAUUUUUAUGCUCUUGCAUGUGGCUGAAACCAGCAGAUCAAAAUAAGUGACUUAAUUUUAUAAAUGUAUAUUUAAAAGUUGGGUAGUUUAGUUUGUUAUUUUAAACCCACAGGAAAUAUUUAUUUUUAAUAGAAUUUUCUGUUUUCCCUGCUGUGGCAGCCCAAAUAAAUAGCCUGUUUAUGCAAAGCUACUUCUAAUAACAAAGAUUGAAUAAAAUUAGGCUUGUCAGUAAGUUGAAUUUAAUAAAAAAUGCCAGCUCUGAUUUGUUGCUUGCUUCUUCCUUUGGUAUUAAUGCUGUACCAGAAUGAGUCUUGUUAUCAGGGCCUCUUUCUCUCUUUCUGCUUAAUUUCUGUGCAUGUAGAUUGGCUAUUACAGCAGCUGUGCCACUCUGAGUUGACGAAUGAAGCAAGAGCAAUACCGUAACUUGUUGCCUGGUCUGCAGAAUCACAAAGCAGUAUAGAGUCUUUGUUCUCCCCACUACUGUGUCUGUUCAGGUAGUUUGGCAAUGCAUGGAAGGUGUGCCCCAGUUACUCUGGGGAAGCAAAUGGAGAAAACGACACAGAGGUAAGAGAUGGGCACUUUGAACUUGGCCGAGCCAUCUGAGUUCCUCCCAGUUCUGGCCCCUUUGAUAUCACUGAUUUUUCAUUGCCCCGUCAUUGACAACUGGGCUUUUAGCUGCCCAGGAUCUAAACUGUGGAAUUCACAUCCUGAGCUUCACUGCAUUUCCCCUGCUGCACUUCCACCUCACUCUCUUCUCCUUCAAGAAGCUUGUUAAAUCUUGUACCAAGCUUAUGCUCAUCUACCUGAAUUUCUUCUUUUGUCACUCCAUGGCAAACUUUGUUGCGUGUAACAUUAUUGUAUGUUUAGCCAUGUUAGAGGUGGUAUUGCAACCAAGUCGUUGCUGACAUGUCCGUGAAAUAUACCUUCCUUGUAGCUUUGACUUUUUCAUCCUAAACUCCAGAACAUGAAGUCAGCAGGGCUAUCCUGUGACUGGAUUGUUCCACUCUCCUCUGGAUUAUGUACAACAGUGAGCCACUGGUUUAUGAAUAUUGAUUUCCAAAAGCUGCUCAUGCUGAAAUAUACCAUGAUUUUAUUUGAAGCUAGUUCCCACUGUUUCCUAUUGCAUCCUGCAAAUUGCCUGUGGAAAGAACUGUCCAAAUUCCUGUGGGACUUUCAGUCUAAUGUUACUGUUUUAAAAAACAGACCGAAUGUCAAUUACCCAGUGAGGUCUUGAUGGAAAGUGAGCACCAGGGGUAUUGAUCAAUAAAAAAACUUGAUCUUCAAUAUGAUGUUUCCUGUGACCAGUCAUCUUACAGUCAGGAUGGGUAAGCCCAAUAGAGCUGAAUUUUUGCGAAUGUGCUGAUGAUGGCUAAGACCAAAAACAUUUUCACUUUCUCCACCCCCUACCGGGGUUCACAAGCUCAGUCAUUUAGCUCAUUCAGGAUUCCCCAACUUACGUCAUGUUGUCCAAUAAGGCCCACUGAUAUGUAGCGUUUUGUACAGCAUCUGUGCUGUAUACGUGACAAAUGACAACACCUUCUGGUUGUGGACCAUUUUAACUCCCCUUCCAACUCCCUGCGUGACAUGUCCAUCCUGGGCCGCCUCCAGCGUCACAAUGACACCACCUGCAAACUGGAGGAGCAGCUCCUCAUAUUCCGCCUCGGGAGCCUAGAGCCCGAUGGCCUAAACGUGGAUUUCACCGGUUUUAAAAUCUCCCCACCCUGGCCUCAACCCAUGUCCAAGCCUCCCUCUCAUCCCUGCCUCCUUGACCUGGCACAACCUGUCCAUCUUCUUUCCCACCUAUCCGCCCUUCCCACUUCACUAAACAAUCCCCACCUAACUUCCCCUACCCCUCCCCUCCUCUCUCUCUUUAUUUCUGAACUCCCUUCCCCCUCCCCAUUUCUGAAGAAGGGUCCCAACCCAAAAUGGCAACUUUCCCGUUCCUCUCAUGCUGCCUGGCCUGCUGUGCUUCUCUAGCUCCGUACUGUGUUACCACUGACUCGUGUCUGUUUUUAUUGAUGUUCACCUCUUUGAUUUCUCCCAAAAGUGUUGCGUUUAAGAUGCUGAUUUACAAAGGUCAUUGCGUCAUUGCACAACACACCAAAGGCCUCCUUCAGUUCCGUAACCCAAUGUGUAUCUUUGCCUCAUCAGCUCCUCGUUGCCCCUCAAUCAGUGGCAAGGCCUUAAGUCAGUUUAGCUGAUCAUCUAGAAGUCCCUUUCUUUUCAAAUUCACUGUUGACUUUAAUGUUUCCAUUAAACCAAAGCCUUUUGACCCUCCUAAAUCUCUUCUGCAUAUAUUCCACCACAUAUGUUUUGACCUACUUUGGUUUCCUGGUACCUAAAAUCCUCAGUUCUUGUUAUAGUGUUCGCUCCAGUUACCACCUCACCUUGCUUCUUCCAGUUCUGUGAUUUAUCCAAACCUUUCUCCUUCCCAGACACAUUCCAAAAGAAUGCACUAUUCUUUGGUAUGAACUCUUUUUCGUAACAUGACUUGAAAUGUUAACUCUGUUUCUUUCUACAGAUGCUCCAGACCUGCUGAAAGUUUCCACUAUUCUCUGCAUGUGUUACAGCUUUCUUGUAUCUACGUAUUUUAGCUUUACAGUAUUCCUCCAAGUUUGCUUUUAAUUCUCACUAUUUUCUACCCCGUCACUGCAGGAUGAGCAGUCAGGCCCUCAAAUAGGCUUUGCUCCAGGUUCUGGAAUUUCUUGCACACUCCUUCUGCUUCUGUGCCCUGUCAAAACCACUUUUUUUUUUCCUUAAGAAUGAAGUCUCUAUUCAACCAAAUCUUCAAUUGUUCCUCCUUCAGUAAAUGUCACUUCUGACUGAUGACGAGCUGCGUGUGUAUCUUUGUGAACAUUGGGUGUAUCAUUUGCUGCUUCCCAUUUUAAAGAUCAGUUUAUCCCUGUUCACAAUGGACUCUAACCUGAAGGAAGAGGGGACAGACUGAGAUUGGUGAGAACUUGAGUAACGGGAAAUGGGUCAGAACAGGAAGGAAUGGGUGUAGAAUGCAUACUUCAAUUAAAUGACUGAAAACAAAGCACGUUACAAGUCGCAUCAACAGCGGGGUUUCAAGAUCAUGUAUAUUAUGCAUAAUUUGAUUUGAUUUUGAUUUUAUUGUCACGUAUACUCAAGCACAAAAUACAGGAGUAUGGUGAAAACUGUAUAAUGUCGCCACACAAGGCGCCAUCUUUGGUCCAAGUACCUAGAUACAGAUUCUGAGGAAAGGGGUAGAAAGAAAGAAAUAACAAAGGUAAAAGUUAAACAUUGCAGUAAUUACAAUAUAGUGUAAAACAUACAAAAUACGGUUAAAAGUUACAUUGCAGAUCUUCUUAGUUUUAAGUUAAAAAUAAAGAAAGCUGAAAGUUUAAACAUUAUAGUCUUUCUUAAGGGCUUAGCCAUAGUGGGACCACACUUUGAGGAAUCACGUCAAGUUCGAAGUGUCAGUAGUUAGUUAUACUUCGUUUAAAUUGCAGAUAGAAAGUUACAUUUUCUGGCUUGUGUUUGGCCACCCCCAUUGUUGAGAUUCAGCACCUCCAAAUUUUGUUCGUCUCCCUUGCACUAGGAUUCAGUGUUGUUACUGCAGCCACUGAGCCUAAGUUGAAUGUAUUUGUGCAUGGGACAAAACGUAUAAUUCCAAAAACUUGGACUCUGAUUCUAAUUUUUGUGUGCUGGUUUAACUUGCUCUCCACAUUUAGGCCUGAACUUGAGUAAAUUAAUGGUGUGUACCGAAUGUAACACAGUUUGCUUUUGUAUCUCUUUUUCUGUCUCUGAAUCUAUUCUUUCUUUCCUUUUCCAUUCAUCUACUGUACCUGACAUCACAAAAAUCCAGAUUAUUUGGCUGUUAUCACGUUGCAAUUUUUGGAAUCUUUGUGUGUGCAAAUUGACUGCCAUUUUCCUACGUCUUGCUCUUUGGAAUCUCACAAAAUUAAAUGUAAUUAAUUCACUCAUUGCCAAUCAAUGGACUUAGUCAUGAUGACAAUUAAAAAGUGAUGCUAAA